Molecule: messenger RNA, 3420 nt
Organism: Culex quinquefasciatus (southern house mosquito)
Lineage: Eukaryota; Metazoa; Arthropoda; Insecta; Diptera; Culicidae
Product: MOXD1 homolog 2
Exons: 10
Coding region: 1-2145 (714 amino acids)
Biological process (GO): norepinephrine biosynthetic process; octopamine biosynthetic process; dopamine catabolic process
Cellular component (GO): secretory granule membrane
Molecular function (GO): copper ion binding; dopamine beta-monooxygenase activity
Source: RefSeq, a predicted model, not a curated record
AUGACACACAAGUCCGUCUCCCAUACGGUCAACGUGGACGAUGAUGCAUGGGAGCACCUCAUCGCGAAUCCGGUGUCCGGUCCUGGUGGGAGGCUGUCGAUGCUCUCGCCGGAAGUAUCAACAAACAGCAGCAGCAUGUGCAAUGGAGCAAACGACUUUACUAACCCGGUUUUAUUUGUUAUCUUGCAAUUUCAGGAUCGGCACAUCCGGGCGGAAAGUGACGGCGACCCGAUCGUGGAUCCCUCCCAGGACUACACGCUGCUGCUGGGCUACGAAAACGUUACGCACACCGUGAUCCGGUUCAAGCGGAACCUGGAAACGUGCGACAGCAAGGACGAUUUCGCGAUUACGAACGACACCAUGCGGGUGAUAUUUAUGUACUCGCGCGAAAAGCCGGCCAAGGGGUCAACCCUGCCGGGCACGCUGCCGGGGCCGCUGGAGGCGUUCAAGGGGUCACGGUCGGUGUUUCUGACGCAGCGCACCAACCAGCACGCGCUGCCCAACUCGGCCAGCCUGGGCAUCCUGGAGCUGCGCAACGAGGACGUCGAGCUGCCCGAGAGCGACGAGAGUCUGUACUGGUGCAAGAUCUUCAAGCUGGACGACUUCCACCAGAAGCAUCACCUCGUGAGGUACGAACCGGUGUUCGACUCCUCGACCAGCGUGCUGUACCUGAACCACAUGCUGCUGUACGAGUGCCAGGGUCUGUCGGACGAGCUGGAGAACCUGUCCCGGCAGCGGGGCCAGCCGUGCUUCCAGCUGCAGUCGAUGCACUGCAACACCGUCGUCGCCAACUGGGCACGUGGAUCGGAUGGUUUCAGCUUCCCGCAGGAGACUGGUUAUCCGCUGGAUUCGCACCAGGCCACGUACUACAUGCUGGAGACUCACUACAACAAUCCGGACUACUCGUACGACUUUACCUCGUACUACCGGAAGAAUUUGAGCAAACAGCAGCGCAACAUGAACAUUCACGGUCACUCCGAGGAUGACGAGGAGGAGGAGGAAGAGGAAUCUGUGGAGGAUCAACCUCCGGUGGCGGACUAUGAGGAUGGGGCGGCUGUGGCCGCCGAACAGCAGGUGGUCGACAAUUCCGGUCUUAAGCUGUACUACACGCAGACGUUGCGCAAGUUUGACGCCGGAGUGCUGUCGGUUGGGUUGGAUCCCAACUGGCGCCACAUCAUCCCACCAGGCCAGCAGAAGGUUGUUUCUGAGGGCCACUGCAUUGGGGCCUGUACCGAGCGUGGGUUCCCUCGGGAUGGCAUCAACAUCUUUGCCGUGAUGACCAGAACGCACCUCAUCGGACGGCAGGUCAAGCUGCGACAGAUUCGCGGCAACGAGGAACUCCAACCGAUCGUGCACGACACCAACAUCGAUCCGAGCUAUCAGGACUACCGCCGGCUUCCGGCCCCGGUAAAAGCCCUCCCCGGGGACAGUCUCAUCGCCGAGUGUAUCUAUGACAGCUCGUCGCGAAAAUCCAUCACGCUGGGUGGCAUGACGACACGGGAGGAAAUCUGCCUGGUGCUCACCCUUUACUACCCACGCCAGAAGGAGCUGACGUCCUGCCACUCGCUGCCGAGCCUGCCGACGGUGCUGCACUCGCUGGGGAUUCAGGAGCUGGCUUCCGGCACCAACCCGGUCGUGAUCGCGUCCCCGCCGGAGCUGGCCGGGAUGACGCUGGAGAAGCGGCUCACCUCGUACGACUGGGCGAACCAGUUCGAGAGCUUCCAGUACGUGACCCGGCGGGGUUCCUUCAAGCCGCUGUGCUGGACGCCCAACAACAGUAUGCUGCCGGGCAUCGAGAUGGAAUCGUUCGGCAGUAAUAUCACGCGCCACUGGCGGCCCGCGAACCGGUGCCGCAACAUUCACACCAACAUGGUGACGGAACCGAUGCAGGACGGCGGAAACAUGAUCGACAUGCCCGCGAUGGACGACCACGAGUCGACGAACAUGAUCGGCACCGGUGGGGGCGGCUCCACGUCCACGGACACGGACCUCAAGGCCAAAGUGGCGGCCCGGCCGGGUGUGGGCUCGAAUCGCCCCACGAGUACGAUGGGUCACAGCGGUGGAGCGGGGGGUGGUUCGAGGUGGUCAGUGGUGGGCACGGUGGCGAUGGUGGCCACAGCCAGCAUUGUAAUCGGAUUAAAUUAAUUAAAAUAGGAAUAAACCCUUUGGAUGUUUUUUUUUUUUGGGUGAGAGAUGAAGCUGGAACCGGUUCUGGAGCGUCCGUGUUCGUAUGGGAAAACAGAAUAUUGCCCCGGGGAUUAGUUCGAAAGUGGGAAAAAAUAAUUAAAUCUACAAGUUGUAACCGAGAAGCACGGUGUGCUGCAAUCAUUUUGAAAUAUCAUGCGAUGAUUUUCUGUGUUUUUAUUUAUCAAACAGUUUUUUUUUUAUCUCAAACAACUAGAUUGUUCAAAUAAAAUUAUGAUUUGAUCAAAUUAUUGCAAAUUUCAAAGCUUAUUAAGACAAAACAAAAAUCUACAUUCCAGAACACCGCGCAGAGGUGUUCCCCAAACAAUGUCCAGUUCUAGCAAGCAACACAAAAAAAAUAUUAGCAAAACCGGCCCAAAAAUGUUUUGUACAGGUCUGCAUUUGGGAAAUGGUGCGGAAAAUCGAGAAAGCAAUAACUUCCCCAAAACGAAUAAACCAAAAACAGUCCGAGUUUUGGGAGGCCCCAAACCACCCAAAACUUCGGGUUGGAUUAAAAACUCAAACCAACUCGGCAAAUUAAAAUUUGUUGUAAAAACCGUGAAUAUUAGGACACGUUCCCGUUAUGGUGUACAUACUAUUUUUCGAGAAGGAUGUUGCGCGGCGAAAGGGAGAAAGGGAAAGCAAGCACAUUUUAUAAAACAAAAAAACGUGGAAAGGUAGGAUAAGCUCAACAGCAUUGCAAACGCGUAGAUUAACAUUCAUGCCUCCCCACCUUCCUGGAAAAAAUGCCCGUUACCAAAGAGUUUUUAGCAGUGUAGGUAAACGAUAAAAACUUGUACUAUAGUGUAUAUAGGAACUUCCACGUUAAACUAAGUAACAAAAUUGCGAACCAAAAAUUUCCAGCAAGAGAAAAAGAAAUACCUUGAUUGAUUUUAGAAAGAAACCAACCUGCUAAACAAUUCAAAAAACAAAAAUAAUGUAGUGACACAUAAUCAAAUAGAUAACGCAAUAGCUAAAUCAAAUUUGAAAUCAAGCAAACUCAACAUAUGCAGCAGUAUCUUAUCAAAAGUCUUCUUACAAGCGGAACAUCCGAACCAACCAAAAAAAGAAAAAAAAAAUGGGAACGUUCUAAGGGACAGAAUCAAACUAACCAAACCAAAUAUACAUAUAUAAAACUAGAUAUGUAAGCAGCACAGUACUACUCGCAAAUCACGCUGAUUCGUGUAAAAAAUUGUAUCUAUCAAAUAUACUAUUUAAGAAAAUGAAUAUAAAAAA